This is a messenger RNA of Hypomesus transpacificus, 2090 nucleotides long. It is a transcript of the gene ephx5, whose product is annotated as epoxide hydrolase 5. Lineage: Eukaryota; Metazoa; Chordata; Actinopteri; Osmeriformes; Osmeridae. Gene Ontology annotation, molecular function: epoxide hydrolase activity. The transcript is spliced from 9 exons. Gene Ontology annotation, biological process: arachidonate metabolic process; epoxide metabolic process. The record is from RefSeq and is a predicted model, not a curated record. The coding region runs from base 299 to 1567 and encodes 422 amino acids.
GUGGCGUACACUGCCUUGAACCGAAAUGAAAAGCACGUCCACACACACACCAGCCCAGAUUACGAAAAUUGGACUUUGCAGCAGUUCAGAAGUAAUACAAAAGUAGGCUACCUACAUCGAGGCAGAAGCGCAUUUGGGAAAUAAUGCAAGCAAUUGAAGAUCUGAGAAGUUGUUUUGCAGGCAGGCCUUCUCCAGUUUGGAGCCCAAGCACCAGCAGAUUUUGGCAGCAGGAUCUGUUGCUGUGGGCGGUGUGUUGACCUAUCUGCUAUGCAGAAAGAGGGAGGCCAAAAGCAUUCCUAUGCUUGAGGAAUGGUGGGGCGCAGGAGUGAGACCUGAAGUUGAGAAGGAGAACAUUUACCCCUUCACAGUCCAAACCUCAGAAGAAGAGAUUCAGGAUCUUUAUGAUCGCAUUGACAAGACACGCUACACAGAACCCCUGGAGGAUUCCUGCUUCCAGUACGGAUUCAACUCCACCCAUCUCCAGAGGGUGGUGUCCUAUUGGAGGAAUCAGUUUGACUGGAAAAAGCAGAUUACCGUACUGAACAAGUAUCCCCACUUCAAGACCAAGAUAGAUGGCUUAGACGUGCACUUCAUUCGUGUCCGUCCGCCCCAUCGUGAGGGGCAGAAGGUGGUGCCUCUCAUGCUGGUCCACGGCUGGCCUGGUUCCUUCUAUGAGUUCUACAGGAUCCUGCCCCUGCUCACAGAGUCCCAAGACGACCUGGUGUUCGAGGUCAUCUGCCCUUCCAUCCCGGGGUAUGGCUUCUCUGAGGCUCCCCAUAAACAAGGGUUCACCAGUCUGGCUGCUGCCACAGUCUUCCUCAAGCUGAUGGAACGUCUUGGGUUCUCAACGUUCUACCUGCAGGGUGGUGACUGGGGCUCACUUAUCACUGCCAACAUGGCCCAGAUGAAACCUCAGAAUGUGAAAGGUCUUCAUCUGAACAUGAUACUUGCGCCACGAAAAGGAUUUGGAUUUCUGAUGUCUCUCCUGAUUGGACCCUAUCUGCCUUUCCUGGUGGGGCUGACGAAGGAAGACGUUCGUAGGCUGUUCCCCUUCAUGGAGAAGAACGUGUAUGAGAUGCUGAGAGAGACAGGAUACAUGCACAUCCAGGCCACCAAGCCAGACACCGCAGGUUGUGGUCUGAACAACUCUCCAGUUGGUCUGGCUGCCUACAUUCUGGAGAAAUUCUCCACCUGGACUGACUUUAACAACAGGGACUUGGAGGAUGGGGGGCUGGAAAGGAAAUUCAGUCUAGAUGACCUCCUAACCAACAUCAUGAUCUACUGGAGCACAGGCUGCAUUGUCUCCUCAAUGCGUUUCUACAAGGAAAACCUCAAGACCAACAUGGAGAACAGACUGGAUAGCAGGACUGGAGUGUUCGUGCCGACAGGACUGGCAGCGUUUCCUAACGAGCUCCUUCACUGUCCUCGUUCAUGGGCCAGUCACAAGUUCAGAAACAUCUACUUCUACUCUUACAUGCUUCGGGGCGGUCACUUCGCUGCCUUUGAAGAGCCGCAGCUUCUGGCAGCAGAUGUGGUCCAGUUUGUUAAGAAAGUGGAAAAGAUGUAACGUCUCUCGUAUGGUCGAAUACUCAUACUUCUGUGGUCGUCCUACCCAGGAAGGAGAGAGGAAAGCUGCUCACAAAAUCGAAACACUUUGCCUUGAUAUGCGCUUUAGAUCCUGAAGUGAAUGAAUAUGCACUAUCUGUAUGUUGCUUUGUCUAAGUCCAGUAAAUUAAUUGAAUGUAAAAUAUUGAUGUGAUAACUGACAGAUCAACACAGGGUCCAAUGAUAAUCAGUUUCCUGUGAAAUCUUGUUUUAUGUCAAGUUUGUUAGUGAAGAGUGCCUAGGGAGUACAAUGGUACUUAGGAAUGGUUUGCUGAACCCAACGCUAGUUUCCUCAAGGAUCACAAUGACUCUUGCUUAGACUAUUGCUCUUGUUGGUUAGUGGUAGCUGAUUUAAACUGUUGUAUUCUAUUUUAGUUAAUCCUAUUUUUAUUGCUUUCCUACAGGUACACCUGCACUUAGAGAUUAAUGUUGUGUAAUUUUUAACUUGUUUAACUACAUGCUCUUAUGGUUUCUUCCCUUUAGCA